CAUAAUAGUUCGCUAUGUGUCGGAAUGUAUCCUCUGGGAUCUGUUCAACCUGAUCAGCGCAUCAACACAAUCCACCAGAGGAGAAGAAGACGCGGAGAAGACAACAUGAUGGGCGGUGAGGCGCAGCAGAAAAAACGAGGAAGAAAAGCUUCCGGACGCGGAGAUCUGCGCACCUCCGAGGUCCAACUUCUCAUCAUCCACUCACUAUCGAAACCCGCAAUUCGAAACUUUGAUUGAUACCAUGAUGUCCCCUUCGGUAUGGAGGGGCUUGCGCCACGCCGCUCGUCGAGGAGGCAGCAUCUCCACCCCCUACCGCUGCUUUUCCUGCACUCGAGCUGCCCGGGUGGAGAACAACAAGACGAACGAUGGGGGAAUGACCCAUUUUGGGUUUACCAAUGUUCGGGAAUCGGAGAAGGAGUCGAUGGUCGGCGCCGUGUUCAGCUCCGUCGCCUCAUCGUAUGACAACAUGAACGACUUCAUGUCCCUCGGGAUCCACCGACUCUGGAAAGACCACUUCGUGCGCUCGUUGAACCCCGGAUCCGCGCUCCCCUCUCGCGAUGGCACCGACCCCGCCAACCGCGGCUGGAACAUCCUCGACAUCGCCGGCGGGACUGGCGACAUCGCCUUUCGCAUGCUGGACCACGCGACCAACAUCAACCACGACCGCGACACCCGCGUCACCAUCUCCGACAUCAACCCGGACAUGCUCGCCGAGGGCAAGAAGCGCAGCAUCCAGACCCCCUACUACAACACCUCCCGUCUGUCCUUCCUCGAGGCCAACGCCCAGGAGAUGCCCUCCGUCCCGGAUAACUCGGUCGAUCUCUACACGGUGGUGUUUGGCAUCCGCAACUUCACGGAUAAGCAGGCUGCGCUGAAUGAGGCAUUCCGUGUGCUGAAGCCUGGUGGUGUCUUUGCUUGUAUGGAGUUCAGCAAGGUCGACAAUGCUAUCCUCAAUGCCCUGUACAAGCAGUGGAGCUUCAGCGCUAUCCCGUUGAUCGGGCAGCUGGUUGCUGGUGAUCGCGGCAGCUACCAGUACCUCGUGGAGAGUAUCGAGCAGUUCCCCAGCCAGGAGGAGUUCCGGGCGAUGAUCCACAAGGCUGGGUUUAUGAUUCCGGGACGGGGGUUCGAGAAUUUGACGGGGGGAAUUGCUGCUAUCCAUAAGGGUGUUAAGCCGUUGUCAUGAGAAGUGUGUCAUUGAUGUAUAAUAAUUGUGUAUAAUAUACCACGUACCGUUAUGUUGGAUGUCAACAUCUGCCACUCGCCAGAUGUGUUCUGGUCAAGUGGUCCAGAUAUAUUGCUAACGACUGUCGUUGCAACGCUGUGUGUAUGGUUAUAGAGUAUCA
This is a messenger RNA of Aspergillus candidus, 1343 nucleotides long. RefSeq names its product class I SAM-dependent methyltransferase. The transcript is spliced from 2 exons. Gene Ontology annotation, biological process: ubiquinone biosynthetic process. The record is from RefSeq and is a predicted model, not a curated record. The coding region runs from base 242 to 1183 and encodes 313 amino acids. NCBI's taxonomy places the organism in Eukaryota, Fungi, Ascomycota, Eurotiomycetes, Eurotiales, Aspergillaceae. Gene Ontology annotation, molecular function: methyltransferase activity.